GCAAUUGCAAUAAUGUCUGCGAGAUGACGAACAGACUGCGAUAUCGAUGUAACUUCAACUGGUUCUGCAAGGAACGCGAAUGACCGGUUGAUUAUUACGGUCAACACUUUUGAACUUACUCGAGGCAAUCGACUGGCAUAAGGCGCAAGCACAUAAUUACUGAGCAGCUCUUGUGAUCGCGACAGAAGGCAGAUAGCACACCACAGCAUUAAGCAAUGGACCAUCCCCGAGAAGAGCCGCACCACCGGCCUGGGGCGGAAGGCAAUGGCAAUGAGCAAGGAAGAGGCGAGGGUCAAGUGAAUGGAAACAACCAAGGCGAGAAUGAGCAUGUCGCUGUCGUGAACGCGCGGCAGGAUGAUGGUGUAAUUAGUGCGGAAGAAUCCGAAUACAUCCCUUCAGUUUUGGGAAGAGACGACCCUCUCCGAAUGAAACUGACAAGAGAAGAGCUGGAGUGGGCCAAAGAAGUCAAAGAUAUUGUGGAAGGGUAUCCUGACCUGGAAAAUUUGUCUGAUUUUAUGUGCGCCCAGCUUGCUAUUGCCGCAAAGGGAAACAUGGAAGAAGCUGUCCAAAAGGCGUUUGGACUGCAGGAAUUCUGUAAAGAGUACAAGAUCUUAAACUCUUACCAGGAAGGCUGCCAAAAACUGCAAUUCAUGAUCCGGCAGUUUCCACGUAUGAUGAUGAGCUGGGGCUUUAGCGAGGAGGAUGGCACCUAUGUGCUCGCUCAUGAUACAAAGUACUUUGACACGACCGUGCUGUCAACACCUGACAAAGUUGACAGUUGGAUGGCGGGUGCUUACUACCUUCACACAACAAUGACACCUGACAUGGCAACAAUUCGCAAAGGCCACAUUGUGCUAAUUGAGUGUGAAGGUGUUGACUGGUCACGGAAGCAAGACUACAAGCUACUUCAGAAACUGUUCUCUCAGCUCAUCAGUGUUUAUCCACAAAAAUCAGAAAUGAGGCAUUACCAUACUGGUAUGGUUGUGAAUCUGCUGACUUCCAUGGUGAAACGAUUUUUGAGCAAGGACUUGAGAGAUCUAAUCACUAUGGGGUUGCAGCAUGAUUGCAGGUUGGAUCAAGUAUACAUGGUCCCAGAUGUGCCCACCGCAAAUGAUAGAAUGAUCUUGCGUCUGCAAGAAACUCUGCGGCGACGGUAUGACAACGAAAAGUCAUUCAAGCUCGCUGAUUGUUGAGGGGGCCACACCCUGCCAGAGCGAUCCCCGGAGAAAGCAUAUAGCGGCCCCAGCAUGGGUCAAUUUUUCCGAAUAAUUCAUACCGUGGCCAACAAACUGAGUGACAAGAGCCAUGGUCCCUAUUCCUCUCUCUAGAUGUACUCCUUGCUUUCCCUCGCUUGCACGCAAGAAUUGCCACCGUCCAAAUUACUUCUAUUCUUCAUUAUUCUUGACCAACUUCCGACACUGCAGAGCAAGAGUUGGGAGAUUUGCAGACCAGUGCGACUACCAAAAACUAUGCGCACUUCCGACCUUGGUGCCUCAUUUUACUUGUUUGGCGCGGGUAAAUUGGCUUCUCCAUUGUCGAAGGGCUCCAAUGGCAAGAGGAACAAUUUGGGCCACGGGUCAGCCUCUCGAGUUUGGGUUAUUUGUGCUGGGUUCUUUGCUCUUUUCACUACACGUGAUGGCAUAUGAAUUAUUGUUCAUCAGAGCGGUAUCAUGAGAUGGCAUCUAAUUCGUUUAAAUCUCU
Seminavis robusta is the source of this 1701-nucleotide messenger RNA. The record is from the annotation of a GenBank genome assembly. NCBI's taxonomy places the organism in Eukaryota, Bacillariophyta, Bacillariophyceae, Naviculales, Naviculaceae.